Molecule: messenger RNA, 2057 nt
Organism: Ornithorhynchus anatinus (platypus)
Lineage: Eukaryota; Metazoa; Chordata; Mammalia; Monotremata; Ornithorhynchidae
Product: small nuclear ribonucleoprotein Sm D1
Exons: 4
Coding region: 95-454 (119 amino acids)
Biological process (GO): spliceosomal snRNP assembly; RNA processing
Cellular component (GO): catalytic step 2 spliceosome; spliceosomal tri-snRNP complex; U12-type spliceosomal complex
Molecular function (GO): RNA binding
Source: RefSeq, a predicted model, not a curated record
CGGCGGCCCGAGCGCGUGUUUGGCGGCGGCGGCGGCGGCGGCGGCGGCGGUGGUGGUGCGAGGCGCUGUGCGGAGCGUUGCGGGCGCGGGCAGCAUGAAGCUCGUCAGGUUUUUGAUGAAAUUGAGUCAUGAAACUGUAACCAUUGAACUGAAGAAUGGAACGCAGGUCCAUGGAACAAUCACAGGUGUAGACGUCAGCAUGAACACUCAUCUUAAAGCUGUGAAAAUGACACUGAAAAACAGAGAACCAGUUCAACUGGAGACUUUAAGCAUUCGAGGGAAUAACAUCCGCUACUUCAUUCUGCCGGACAGCUUACCUCUGGAUACCCUCCUCGUAGAUGUCGAACCCAAAGUGAAGUCCAAGAAGAGGGAAGCGGUGGCGGGAAGAGGUCGCGGUCGCGGUCGAGGCCGGGGCCGGGGCCGAGGCCGAGGAAGAGGAGGUCCCAGGCGGUAAACUCACCCAAGAACGCUUGUUACAAAAUGGCCAGAAGUCAGGAUAUUUUUUGUACAGGUUUUGUUUACGAUGUCAAUUUUUAAUAAACACAGAGGUUUGGAAAAGUUGUUCGGUAGAUCACGUUAGCGUCUUAGCCUACCCGUGUGUAUUCGUUUCAAUCCCCAAGUGGAAAAGUAGACUAUUACUACAAGCCGACCUGAAAUUAGAAUGGAAAUAGCGUAUUCUAGCAUCCCCCACCCCCCCACCUUUUAUUAGCUAAAGUGGUGGUGAAAAACCUUCCAUUGUGAAAAUUUUCAAUGAUUAAGUCCCUUCCCUUUUGAAUGUCAUAAGGAGACCAGUGUCUUCUGCGUGGGGCUUGAUGCCCAUAUGAAUUUUAACAGAAGACUCUUUUUUGAAAAAUGGAGUUUGCCCAAUUUUCAAAAGUGCCCACAACCCAGGAGUAUUCUGCUAUCAAGUCAAAAAUCCUCAUUAAUACUGUGAAAGAUGUCAUGUAAUGCUGUUAGUGACUUUUUAUCAAGCGUGUUGGCUGUAACUUUUUUAGAAGUUGGUUUUUCUCCUAAUUCUCAGUUUUUUACUCUUUUAAUUUUGUUAAACAGGAAAAAUUGCCGUAUUUUCUUUUAGUACGCAGAAUUUUUAAUCAGAGCUGUACUUUCUGUUGUAGCUCUGAAGUAGGAAAAAAGGCUAAGUGUUUAAUUCUGUAAAAGCAGAUACAGACCAGGUCUACAUUGUUUAAACAUUUGAUUGUAUUUUACAAUUUAAAGAAAAAGGAUCUUCCGGAUUUGUUUUUAGAAGGACUUAAUUAUUGUGGUAACUUGGAGAGGGUUGAAAUAAUUGUUGGAAAUCAAGGGACAGGAAUUACGCCAGCCAGGCACCCGGUUCAGUUACUGAUUUUUUUUUUAAAAAAAUUUUCUUUGAAAUGCUCUCCUUUGUUUCCCCAAGGAUUAAGUAGAGGGCCGUGUUCCUCUGAGAACAUUACUUGAACCGGGAAUUAAAAGCAUUUAGGAUUUUUUGGGGGUAGCCGUAAAACCAAAUACUCCAUAUUUAAAACCCGUACUCGUUUUAACUACUUGGAGAAGUGAGAACUCUGAUGCCACAGUCGAUGGGUCCUUUUCUCAAUUCCGAAAAUCCAUAAAAGAGUCGCCAAUAUCCAGGAACUGCCGGUAUAUCAUCUGAAUAAGCUUCUGCCACGUGUUAUGGAAAGCAAAAAACGAGGCAGCUGGUUAAAAACCUCCCUUAGACUGAAUGAAUGAUAAAGCGCUCGGCCAAGCAAACUAGGCUAACUGGUCUGAUGGAUCAUUUUGAGUUCUGUUCGCUCUCUUCUGAUGUCGGGUUCCAUCUUUUUGAAGGCAGUUUUCCGUAAAAAGAUUUAAAAGAGUAAACACGUUGGCACUAACACAUUUUCACCGAGACCAAACCCCUUCCCUGUCCAGUCGGGUGUGAGGUAAAGGAGACCUCCCCCAGGCAACAGCUAUGUGAAAUUAAGGUGUAAGAACAUCUGGUACCCCUUUUAUUCUUAUGUUGGAGCUACUGUCUGUGAAAUUGAAACUUUUUACAUAAUUUGGGUUUGCUUCCAUUAAAAAGACAUUGAAUUUUUAUUUCAAAA